Gossypium raimondii (Peruvian cotton) is the source of this 2025-nucleotide messenger RNA. RefSeq lists its product as uncharacterized. Gene Ontology annotation, molecular function: nucleic acid binding. Lineage: Eukaryota; Viridiplantae; Streptophyta; Magnoliopsida; Malvales; Malvaceae. Gene Ontology annotation, biological process: DNA integration. Bases 1 to 2025 code for a protein of 674 amino acids. The transcript is spliced from 5 exons. The record is from RefSeq and is a predicted model, not a curated record.
AUGGCCAGGUUCCUUGCAGGUUUAAACCGUUACAUCGCCAACAUAGUUGAAUUACAACACUAUAUUGAAGUGAUGGACAUGGUACAGAUGGCGAUUAAGGUUGAAAAGCAACUUAAGCGAAAAGGAGUUAGUAGACCCUAUGCCAAUUCUUCAACCAAGAAAUGGAGUCAAGGAGUCAACAAACCCCCUGUUAGAACAAAUGAGCCGGUUGUAGCAGCUAAAUCAAAUCAGCCUGUUGGAGAGACAACUAGUAUUAUGUUGGUGGAAAAGUUAGGUUUGGCCACAACCAAACACCCAACUCCAUAUAAGUUGCAAUGGCUGAAUGAUGGAGAUGAGCUUAAAGUCACGAAACAAGCUGUGGUGGCAUUUUCUAUUAGAAAGUACCAAGAUGAAGUGGUGUGCGAUAUAGUUCCUAUGCAUGCGGGACAUCUACUUUUGGGGCAUCCAUGGCAGUUUGAUAGGCGCGUGACCUAUGAUGGUUAUACAAAUCGUUAUACAUUCAAGUACCAUGGCAAGAAUGAAUUCAAAGACGUUUUUCCGGAAGAAGUGCCAAGUGGAUUGCCUCCUUUUCGAGGUUUUGUUGUAAGUGCGAGUGGACUCGAGGUGCAUCAAGACAAGAUUAAAGCGAUACAAGAAUGUCCAUGUCCGACUAACAUUAGCCAAGUUAGAAGCUUUCAUGGCCUUGCAAGCUUCUAUAGGAGAUUUGUACCGAAUUUUAGCACUCUUCCUGCCCCAUUAACUGGUAUUAUCAGAAAGAAUUCACCUUUCAUUUGGUCUGAUGAACAAGAAUCUGCUUUUGUUAAAAUCAAAGAUUGUUUAACUAAUGCUCCUCUUUUAUGUUUGCCGGAUUUUAACAAAAUUUUUGAGGAGGAAUGUAAUGCCUCUGGAAUAGGAAUAGGUGCGAUUUUAACAAAAGAUGGGCGACCAGUGGCUUAUUUUAGCGAGAAGCUUAAUGGAGCUACGCUCAACUAUCCUACCUAUGAUAAGGAAAUGUACGCAUUGAUACGUGCAUUAGAAACAUGGCAGCAUUACCUUUGGCCUAAGGAGUUCGUUAUACACACGGACCAUGAGGCUUUGAAGCAUUUGAGAGGGCAAACUAAGCUCAACAAAUGUCAUGCAAAAUGGGUAGAAUUCUUAGAAUCCUUUCCAUAUGUGAUUAAAUAUAAGCAAGGAUCAACUAGGAACCUGCUGGUUCAUGAAGCACAUAGUGAGGGCUUAAUGGGACAUUUUGGUAUUGCCAAAACUCUGGCCGUUCUUAAAGAACACUUUUAUUGGCUGAAAAUGAAACGAGAUGUGGCUAAAGUGUGCAAUCGCUGUAUUGCUUGCAAGAAGGCGAAAUUAAGGAUCCAACCGCAUGGACUCUAUACUCCAUUAUCGAUCCCAGAAAUGCCAUGGAUGGAUAUUUCUAUGGACUUUGUUUUAGGUCUUUCUAGAGCAAAGAAUGGCAAUGAUUCUGUGUUUGUUGUAGUUGAUCAGUUUUCAAAAAUGGCUUAUUUCAUUGCGUGUAACAAAACUGACGAUGCUUUAAAUAUUGCUAAUCUAUUUUUUAGGGAGAUUGUACGAUUGCAUGGCAUUCUAAGAACCAUUAUUUCGGAUCGAGACACUAAUUUUCUCAGCCACUUUUGGAGGAGUUUAUGGGGAAAUCUUGGAACUAAGCUAUUAUUUUCCACAACAAGUCAUCCGAAAACCGACGGCCAAACGGAGGUUGUUAAUCGAGUUUUGUCAACACUACUGCUGGCCAUUAUUCGUAAGAAUCUAAAAACUUGGGAGGAUUGUCUACCUCACAUUGAAUUUUCAUACAAUCAAACGAUACAUUCAGCUACCAAGUAUUCACCAUUCGAGGUAGUGUAUGGAUUUAAUCCCUUAACUCCAUUGGAUUUGUUGCCUUUGCCGUCUGAUAAAUUGGUGCAUGUUGAUGGAAAGAAAAAGGCAAAUUUUGUGAAACAAUUGCAUCAGCGAGUUAGGGAUAAUAUUGAACAAAGAACAGAGCAAUAUGCUCAUCAAGUUAACAAUGGUCGUAAAUGA